UGUAAUGGCGCCAACCUAACAUCAAGUGCUAACAAGCUCCGUAAAGGGGAGUGAAAUAGUGUGAUUAUAGCAAUUAGCAAUAUCUACGACCAGGUGACCAUUACAGUGUGCAAUAAUGUGUAAUGACCAUAUGGAUGCAAUUGAAAUAUUCCAUUCUGACUGUGGACUAAAAAUGCUAGAAGCAUUGCAGGAAGACCUGAAAGACACAAAAGAACACAUUAAGCUGCUGGAAAAUACAUUGAAAUACCUAUCUACACCAUCACAAAAAUUACUUGGAAAUUCCCAAACCUACAACAAACCAAAGGAAUGUGCAAAACCCAAACUUAAUUCAGAUAAUUUCCAGCUACCCUUAAUAAACCAUUCUGAAUAUCUACCCUUAGACUGUGAACCUGAAAUGAAAGAGGUUGGCAAUCCAUAUAAAUCAUUUCAGUCUUUAGUGGCAGCAAAGAAAUGCACAAUUCAUAUACUACAUCAAAAUACAGCUUCAAAAACCAACUGUCAUGAAAUAAAAGAAAAUGAGGAGUACAACAGUGUAAACAAAGGGUUAUCAAAAAGUGUUAGUAUAGUGUUGCUUUCUGACAGCCAUGACAGAGGAAUAGCAGAAAUUUCUCGUUAUCAACAAGACCUCAAUAUGACAAGUGUGGUGGAACCUGGAGCAGGAUUACAGGAAAUACUGAAGGACCAUAAAAACAGAAAUUGAGUAUGGAAAAACCAGUGUAUUGUGAUAGUAUGCAUUGCAAAUGAAGUAUACAGAAAUGAACUGAAAGUAGCAACAAGAGUAUUAAGAGAGACACUUGAUACAUUUGGGGAUCAGAAAAUGAUUAUGCUAGACAUACCAUAUAGGCAUGACCUUAUUGAAUCAUCAUGUAUAAACAAAGAGAUCCACAAAGCAAACAGGGCUUACAAAAAGAUGUGUCAAUCCACUUUAAAUGCUGUUUUUCUCACUCUAAAUGACAUGGGAAGAAAGGAGUUUAUAAGACACUGAAUGCACCUAAAUAAGUGAGGCAAAUCUUUAAUCUGCCAGAAGAUAAAAAUGUGCCUGACAAGUGUUUUUUCUAGAAGUGAGAAAUAUGACAAUUCCACUGCCAACAGCAAAAGAUAUCUGCAAAGUAUCUUGCACAACAAUGGCUGACAAUGUUGUGGAAAACCCCACCUGCCUAACAAAUCCAGCUGUAGCAGUGGUAGAACAUCGGAUAUAGAAGUAAGUGUCAACAGGAAAGCACAACACCAGUGACAGCAGCAAUAAAAGACCUAGAACCAAUGUCUACAGAGGCAAAGGAAAUGGUCACAACAUGUACAUCUACACAACCAACAACAACAACAGCAACAGAUGACUCAGGAGCAACUCCAUAAGAAGAAAAGGAAACAACAGCGAGUGAAAAGCACAGUGUAGCAAGCAGUCAGAAAACAAGACUGACCUCCACACCAUCUGAAACUUUUUUUAACAUCAAGCACAAAGAGCUGUAGGCCACCAUAAAUUUGCUUGGUCUAAUUAAAAUAUCUUCAACAUGGGGUCCUCAGGAAAAAGCUGAGAGAAAUGCAAGACUUCAUUUUAACCCAAAAAAAUCACUAUGUUAUAAAGACCCUCUAGGGAACAAGUGUAGACACAGUUGUUUGCUAGGAGACCCUACUCUAAAAUUGCUUAUAUACAGAUUUGAACUUGAAAAAGAACAGUUGUUGAAUCCUGCAGAAGAACGAAAGAAACUGAAAGGCAGCUAAUACAAUUUUUACAAAUGAAAUGUAUUUGACAUUAUUGUCAGUUAUGAUGUCAAAAUCUGUACUAAAUAAUGUCAUACUUCAAUAAAAGUCAUGAAAUAUUUCUUGAUUUAUGUAAUGAAACUGACAAAAUACAAAUAAAACAGUAGAAACUCUAGGUAGGAAUAUAAACAAUGUAGGAAAAGAUGGAUUGCACCUGUCAUAAAGAUAACAAGCUAAGUUGCAGACAGGCACAAUUAAAAGACAUUUAUUCAUAAGCUUUUGGUCACAGCCUUUAUUGGAGAAAGAGAAACACAUACCAUUCAUUCCCACAAUCAAGCACACCUCACACAUAUGCAAUUGCCAGCUCUGGCAGCACGGGCCUGAAUCUUCUAGCAAUCUAUCUUUUCCUACAUUAUUUGAUAUACAAAUAAACUAACAGAGGCUGAGGAGAGUAGUAAAGGUUCAUCAUACAGGUCAGCUCUGUCAUUCCUAUUCAAAAUAUGCUGCUUGACUUUAAGACAAUAGUUUACUAUUCUAUACAGUCAGUACACAAAUUUAAAAGAAAAUUAUAUUUAGCAUUUUGUAAGAGUGCUCAGUUUACUAUUAGUAUUACUGAUACAGUGGUCUAUGUGGGAAUAUUUCAUCACAAGUGCAGUUAAGAUUACUAUAACUGCCUGAACCUCACAUUCAUGUUGUUAAAUGUGUAUGUAUACUUAUACAUAUUGUGUUUAUACACUUGAUAAUUUUUUUUUAUUCCCCCCCCCCCCCCUCUAACUCUUGGUGACAUAUAACUAGGGUCUGAUGCCAUUCAUAUUAUUAG
Molecule: messenger RNA, 2518 nt
Organism: Schistocerca cancellata (South American locust)
Lineage: Eukaryota; Metazoa; Arthropoda; Insecta; Orthoptera; Acrididae
Exons: 2
Coding region: 116-700 (194 amino acids)
Source: RefSeq, a predicted model, not a curated record